ACAGGAAGAGAGAGAGAGAGAGAGAGCGAGAGCGAGAGCGGAGGAGAAGAGAACAUACACGAAACAUGAAGAGUAUGGUUACUAGCUACAGUUGAAUCUUCCCUGAUAAGUCCUUGUCUAGUGUGAGAGUCGAUGCAGAACUCUGUAUGUAGCUGAGUGUUUUCAGUAGAAGACCAGGAUGUCUACGUCGUACCAGCCAUGGCACCAUGGUAAUAUCACCCGAUCUAAGGCUGAGGAUCUGCUCUCCAAAGCAGCUAAGGAUGGGAGCUUCCUCCUCCGGGACAGCGAGUCCAUACAGGGUGCCUACGCCCUCUGUGUUCUGUACCAGAACUGUGUGUAUACCUACAGGAUCCUACCCAAUGAGGACAGGAAGCUCUCGGUCCAGGCCUCUGAGGGUGUGCCUAUUCAAUUAUUCUCUGUGCUGUCUGACCUGGUGGAGACGUUCUACAGUCCCAACAUGGGUCUGGCUACACACCUGCAAUUCCCUGUUCAGAAGGAGGAGGAGCCAGAGGAAGAAGCAGAUACGACAGUUGUUGGAUCAACAGAGCCAGUGAAAUGCCCUCCUCAGCUGCCCCCUAGGAACAGUAAAGAAACCCAAGGAGAGGAUUCCCGAGGCUCAGAGCUGGCUUGUAGUUCCCUGGGAGACACAUACCUACAGAGACUACAACACAUCGAUAUGUCUAACCUGCCAGAGGAGCACCAAAAAUCCAUUGAGGAAUACUUCCACACCUCGGUCUCUCUCGAUGCUGAGCAAGUCCAGAAUGGGAAUCCAUCCCUCCCCCAUCUAAAGAAGCUCACCAUGGGAAUCUGUAAACAACUGAACAGCGAGAUGUCCCGUACCCUGCCCACUCUGGAGACCUUUCAGAGGCUUCUGGACCAGCAGCUCUCCCCAGGGAUCGGACGUCUGAGGACUCCGGUGUCAGCAGAUUCCGACCAGUCUGUGUCCUUCAGGCUGGAACAACUGACCAAGCUGCUCUACUCCAUAGAAGAGAAGGCCAAAACAGCCGUGUUUGAGUGGGCUGGAUACGACGGAGACCACAGACGGUCUCUAAUACCACCUAUUACAUUUGAAGUCAAGUCAGAGUUGCUUGGUCUCACAACCAAGAUGUUCCUCAAGGUAGAUGUGGAAAAUGGGAAGAUCUACUUCAAGAAAUCUAAAGAUGGGCCAGAAGACAAAUACUUUGUUCACAAUAAAAUCUUACAGCUCGUGAAAUCCCAGAAGGUUGCCAAGCUGGUGAUCACGGUGGAAACAGAGAAGGAGAAAACUCUGAGGAAAGACUUUGUCUUCAACGACACAAAGAAAAGAGAAGGGUUCUGUCAACUCCUUCAGCAGAUGAAGAACAAGCACUCAGACAAGCCUGAGCCAGAUAUGAUCACUGUGUUCGUUGGCACCUGGAAUAUGGGGAACGCCAGCCCCCCACACAACAUAGCAUCAUGGUUCCAGUGUAAGGGUCAGGGCAAGACCAGGGACGACACAGCCGAUCACAUUCCUCAUGACAUCUAUGUGUUCGGGACUCAGGAAGAUCCCCUGGGGGAGAAGGAGUGGAUAGACACGCUGAAGAGUGCCUUGAGAGGAACCACCAACAUCAGCUUCAAACAAAUAGCCACCCAGACCCUAUGGAACAUCCAUGCAGCAAAAGCUUUUCACUAUACAUCCGUUCAUUUUAUUUUUGUUUUUCCAGGAAAUAAGGGUGCAGUGGGUGUAUCCUUCAUGUUCAACGGUACUUCCUUUGGCUUCGUCAACAGUCACCUGACCUCAGGCAGUGAGAAGAAGAUCAGACGCAACCAGAAUUACGUCAGCAUCCUACGCUUUCUGAAUCUUGGAGAUAAGAAACCGAACCAUUUUGACAUCACACAUCGAUUCACUCAUCUGUUCUGGUUCGGGGAUCUGAAUUAUCGAAUCCAACUGCCAUCCACAGAAGCAGAGAGCAUUGUGACCAAGAUCAAACAGCAGCAGUACCAGGAACUGCUGUGUAGAGACCAGCUCACCAUUGAGAAAGGAGAAGAGAAGGUGUUCCUACACUAUGAUGAGGAGGAGAUCACGUUCGCGCCCACGUAUCGUUUCGAGAGAGACACACGAGAGAGAUAUGCCUACACCAAAGCCAAAGCCACAGGGACUAAAUACAAUCUACCAUCAUGGUGUGAUCGUGUUCUACGGAAGUCCUACCCCUUGGUGCAUGUGGUCUGUCAGUCAUACGGGUGCACCAAUGACAUCAUGACCAGUGACCACUCUCCAGUUUUCUCCACAUUUGAAGUUGGAGUGGCAUCACAGUUUGUCUCCAAGCACGAUCCCAGCAGGGUGUCUCAGGGUGGGAUCAAGUUCAUGAACUGCGUUGCCACCCUCAUGACAAAGUCCAAGACCAAGUUCUUCCUGGAAUACCACUCCAGCUGCUUAGAGAAAUUUGUCAAGAGCUCGGAAGGAGAGAACCAAGAUCACUCAGAUGGGUCCAUCAAAGUUCGGUUUGGAAACCAAGUUGAGCUCGUCCCGAUCAUCUCAGACCCAGAGUAUCUGUUGGAUCAACACAUUCUCCUGUGUGUCAAGUCCACAGACUGUGAUGAAUCCUAUGGAGAGGGCUGUGUAGCUCUGCGAGCGGCGGAGUCCUCCUACACAGAGUUCCACAUCACAUUGACUCAUCACGGCGAGCGGACGGGCACCCUGACGGGAGGUGUACAGUUACGAACCUCAGAAGGCAAACAGACUGAGAAGUUAUACGAUUUCAUCAAAGUGGAAAGGGAUGAUUCUGGUGCCUCUAAAGGAAAAGGACUUGAUCUUAUCAACAAGUUUGCUCUUCCUACUGAUAUCACCAACCCCAGUUACAUGGGGGUGGGCUUCAAGUCUGGAGGUGUGACAGACAGGGGCUGGAGCUACAGCAUGUCCCCGAAAUCAGGCUCCGGAGGUGGGGGUGGUGGUGUCGGUGGGUUCGGGGGUAGGGACCAGACCCAUGGAAACACCUCUCCCAAAAAGACUGUCAACGACCGCAGCGCUGUGCGAAGCCCUACAGGAAAAGCAUCCGAUAACGUUAAUGAGGGGGGGAAGCCAGCGGAGAUGUUUGACAACCCUCUGUACGGCUCCAUGGGGAAGGGAGGAGUUCCACGAGGACCUAAAGACCAACCAGACCCUCAACGCUCCAAGGAUCACCUGACCCCUCCAGACCCCAUCUUCUCCUUCACCAAACCCUCUGACCAGGACCCUGACCGGCCCCCGGUCCCCACCCCUCGUAACCGCUCUUACACCUGUUCUGAGACCAAGCCCCCGUCCUCCGUCACCACUGCCUCAGCCCCGCUCCACCCCCAGACCUACACCAAGAACCCUGUGAAGCCCUCACGCUCUGAGGGGGCCAUGGUACAAACCACCAAUAGACCACAUCUGCCCAUGAAGUCCCGCCCAGGCCAGGCGGACGUCACGCCCACUAAGCUUAAAAACUACAGAGACAGCUCGAAGCUGCCCAGCAAACUCCGUCCACCUACAAGGCCCAUCCAGCCCCUCCCCAAAGAAGCUCAUCAUGAGGCAACUCAACCACCGAAGAUGGGCCGUUCAGUGAAAUGACUUUGUGUGCUUUUUUUCUGGCUGAAAACCCUCCUCGUCUUGUCCUAUAUGUUAAAAUGAGAUGUUGGAUGGUGGCUAGUAUCAGUCACUGCAAUGCUCGUCUUCCUGCCUCUCCAAACAAGUUCCUGUAUGAACUCAUCUUUGCAUAUGCAUUAGGCUGUAUUCAUGGCAACGCUCUGGGGAUUUGUGGAGUCCUCUGAAAUAAGUAUCAUCAUUGUUAUUAUUUUUUUUUCUCACAAAUGCUGACAACUAGAAAAGCUCUUUAUAUUAUAGGAAUCAUUUUUAAAAUACUUGUACAACAAUCUCAAUUAAAUUAAAGGGAAUCAUGUUCA
This is a messenger RNA of Oncorhynchus gorbuscha (pink salmon), 3879 nucleotides long. Its product is annotated as phosphatidylinositol 3,4,5-trisphosphate 5-phosphatase 1-like. The record is from RefSeq and is a predicted model, not a curated record. Gene Ontology annotation, biological process: phosphatidylinositol dephosphorylation. The transcript has 27 exons. Gene Ontology annotation, molecular function: phosphatase activity. NCBI's taxonomy places the organism in Eukaryota, Metazoa, Chordata, Actinopteri, Salmoniformes, Salmonidae. Bases 179 to 3547 code for a protein of 1122 amino acids.